This is a messenger RNA of Penicillium waksmanii, 444 nucleotides long. RefSeq lists its product as uncharacterized. The transcript has a single exon. NCBI's taxonomy places the organism in Eukaryota, Fungi, Ascomycota, Eurotiomycetes, Eurotiales, Aspergillaceae. The record is from RefSeq and is a predicted model, not a curated record. The coding region runs from base 1 to 444 and encodes 147 amino acids.
AUGUCGGUAAUUCCGGGGCGUGCCUUCCUCGUUAGAGAAAACCCUUUCCGCGACCAGUAUACAACCUCAUUCUUUGAAAGACUGCACCGCAACGGUUACACCCUCGGAUCUCUUUCUGAACAGCUGCGGAUGAUCGGCCAGGUCGCCGGUAUGACAUGUGAUAUCUUCUACGACGGCUCCUUGCGUAGCAAAUACCAUUUGAGUGAUCGGCAAGUAGCCAGGAAGUUGCAUGCGCUGGUCAAUAAGACAGUUCUCCAUACGAAGGAGGCUAUCUUUUUCAUCAGCACCGAGGGAUCGAUGCCGGAUGAAGAGAAUCACUCUCGGAGGAACACUCUGUUCAUGAAAGUCGGGAUCGCCUUGUGUCGUCUACUACUGUUGAACAAAGCCGUCAAGCCGUCUCAAGCUGCAAUCUUCGCUCCAUACGAAUAUCAGCGAUACAACUGA